Molecule: messenger RNA, 948 nt
Organism: Meloidogyne enterolobii
Lineage: Eukaryota; Metazoa; Nematoda; Chromadorea; Rhabditida; Meloidogynidae
Source: the annotation of a GenBank genome assembly
AUGUUAAAGAAUAAGACUACAGUCAAUGCUUUCCAUAGCAGUCAUUCGGCUGGUAUUGCUGGAAAAGGAAUUAAUACAUCGACCCCGACUACUACUACUCAAAGUGCUCCUAAGCCACGUGGAGCUCCUCCUGUGCAUGAGGCAAGCUAUUUACAGAGAGGGGAUCAACGUACAGUCGAGGCACCAAUUUCUUCUCAAAGUGCUCCUAAGCCACGUGGAGCUCCUCCUGUGCAUGAGGCAAGCUAUUUACAGAGAGGAGAUCAUCGUACAGUUGAGACACCGACUACUCAAAGUGCUCCUAAGCCACGUGUCGUUCCUCCGCAGACUUCUACACAGCAGACUCCAAGAGCUCCAGUUGUUCAUCCACAAACUGCUAGACCUUCAGGGGCUGCUGGUGUUCAAUCUUCAAAUAGUAUGGGAAGGGUGAAGAAGGGUCCACCGAGUGAUCCAAGGCUUCAAAGUGCUUCUAAGCCACGUGGAACUCCUUCUGUACAUGAGGCGACCUAUUUACAGAGGGGAGAUCAACGUACAGUUGAGAUAUCUUCUUCAUCGACUUCAAAAAAACGGCAACAUGAACGUCUUCCACCAAUGGACAAUAAUGUUAUUCGUCAACAAGAAGUAACUGCACAAUCACCACCUUUCAAACGUCAAAAUCAGCCUCAACAACGCCAACCUGAGCAACUUCUUCCAACCCCAACAAUUCAACAAAAAAUUGUUGGUGGUGGUCAGCAACAACGAGAAGAAGAAGCUGUUUGUCAACAAUCUUUAACUUCUCAACAAAAUAAUGGAGAAAUUUUUAAAUUUGUUCAAAUUAUUUCUGAGCAGAACGACCUUAUUAAAGAAAUAAAUCAUCACUAUCAAAUCGUGGUGCCAGAGAAGAUGAAAAUGAUUAGUGAAAUUACUGAGAAACUUGCAAAAUUUGCGGAGGCGGUUAAAACAAGAAUUUAA